This is a messenger RNA of Cladocopium goreaui, 1159 nucleotides long. Lineage: Eukaryota; Dinophyceae; Suessiales; Symbiodiniaceae. The record is from the annotation of a GenBank genome assembly.
CGCCUUGUAGCUACAUAGUCCAAUGCAAAGAUUUCGCAAUGUCGGCUCCAUCUCGAUCGCGAUCCCGUGAAAGGACUCCAUCUGAAAAGAGCAGCCUUGGGAAAGUACAGCCGAUUGCGCAAGCGCCGGUUGCAGAACAAGAGGAGGCAGUUUCAGGACUUUCGGGGACGCCCGUCGGCAGCGGACUGCCAAGUGCUGAAGGCAGAAAUGCUGAAGCCGAGCACCAUGAUUCGAGUGGCAGGAGCGCUCCAAGCUCUGCUGAUGCCAAUCAGGAGAGAUUUAUGGUGACACCACCAUCAGCUGCACCAGGAAGCACUAUGCCUUUGGUGCCUGCGAUACCGGUUCCUGCGCGCACCAAGGUGGUGGUCACGGUACCAGUCAAGAUGAAAGUGCCGCCGCAGGCAUCGCUACAAGAUGUCCGCAACAAGCUGAUUGCCGCAGGCAUUCCAGUAGAAAGCAGCAAGGGAUCUUUUCACUGUCGUGGUGAACCAGAGGUUGUAGACGACGCAGUGGUGGGUGACCUCAAGGACACGCGCCUGGCUUUCUUUCCAGAACCAGACUUGCAGCCCUGGCAGCUCUGUGCAGCCCAUCGGGCCUGCGAGCGGCUGGUGCAGCAACGCCUGGGGCAAAACUGGGCUGCAGCAAGGCAUCCAUUUUUCAAGACUCGACUUUGCAACAAUUGGGUCCAACAAGGCGGCUGCUUGCGUGGAGCCAGGUGUGUCUAUGCCCAUGGCCCUGGUGAGCUGCAAAGAGCACAGGUGCCACCUGGUUUCAUGCCACGGCCACCGGGGCCUUCUCAACCUGGUGGCGUCAAGAUGCCUCCCCCCGUGAAGGUUCCGGAGGUCGUCUUCACUGUGGACAAGGAGGAGGAACGGCGACGUGCUGAGCGAGCCAAGCGCUUUGCGCCGCGAGCCGCCUCAUUCGAGGCCAAAGAAGCUCCGCCUGCGCAGAAAUCUGAGGAUGUGUCUCCUGAGGAAGUUGACAUCGACGAAGUUGAUCCUGAAGUGGGUUUCAUCAACGAGGAACAGAUCGCAGAGUACCUCAUGGAGAUGCAGCAGCAACUCCUGAAUUCUGAUGACGGUGGAUUCGACGUUGAUCCGGUCCAGCAACCUGAUGAGAUGUGCGACGGAAAGGAUGAAGCUCAGAGUUGAUGUCAAAA